Messenger RNA from Myotis daubentonii (Daubenton's bat), 2781 nucleotides. It is a transcript of the gene CNR2, whose product is annotated as cannabinoid receptor 2. Gene Ontology annotation, biological process: G protein-coupled receptor signaling pathway. Gene Ontology annotation, cellular component: membrane. Lineage: Eukaryota; Metazoa; Chordata; Mammalia; Chiroptera; Vespertilionidae. The record is from RefSeq and is a predicted model, not a curated record. Gene Ontology annotation, molecular function: cannabinoid receptor activity.
CUUGAAUUUCCACAUACCUCUCCCUAAGACCUGUACCCCACUAGAAUGGAGAAGAGGCAAAGUAGAGAGGAACAAACUUUAGAUUGCUAUUUCAACAUGUUCAUCUGCACAGAUAAAAGGUUUGGCUGGCGUCAGAGAUUGUGUGAGGUCAUUACUGUGUUGAUUGAAAAAGACUCAUUUCUUCUCAGUGUACUACAGCAAAGACUUCUUGGCAAGCCCAGCAGAAUCCAAAGGACUCACUCCAUGGAGGGAUGCUCGGUGAUGAAGGCAGCCAACGGCUCCCAGGAUGGCUUGGAUUUCAACCCCAUGAAGGAUUACAUGAUUCUGAGCAGUCAGCAAAAGAUAGCUGUUGCCGUGUUGUGCACCCCCCUGGGCCUGCUGAGCGCCCUGGAGAACCUGGCUGUGCUCUACCUGAUCCUGUCCUCCCGCCGGCUCCGCAGGAAGCCCUCAUACCUGUUCAUCAGCAGCCUGGCUGCCGCUGACUUCCUGGCCAGUGCAGUCUUCGCUGGCAACUUUGUCAAUUUCCACGUCUUUCAGGGCGUGGACUCCAAGCCUGUCUUUCUGCUGAAGAUUGGCAGCGUGACCUUGACCUUCACAGCCUCUGUAGGCAGCCUGCUGCUGACCGCCAUCGACCGCUACCUCUGUCUGCGCUACCCACCUACAUACAAAGCCCUCCUCACCCGUGGGAAGGCACUGGUGACACUGGGCAUCACGUGGGUCCUCUCAGCAUUGGUCUCCUACCUGCCCCUCAUGGGAUGGACCUGCUGUCCCAGCCCCUGCUCUGAGCUGUUCCCUCUGAUCCCCAAUAACUAUCUGCUGGGCUGGCUCCUGUUCAUCACCUUCCUCUUCUCCGGCAUCAUCUACACCUACGGACACGUCCUCUGGAAGGCCCAUCAGCAUGCAGCCAGCCUGGCUGAGCACCAGGAUGGGCAGGUGCCAGGAAUGACCCGGAUGAGGCUGGAUGUGAGGUUGGCCAAGACCCUGGGGGUGGUGCUGGCUGUUCUCUUCAUAUGCUGGUUCCCGGCACUAGCCCUCAUGGUCUAUAGCCUGGCCACCCCUCUGAGUGACCAGGUCAAGAAGGUCUUUGCCUUUUGCUCCUUGCUCUGCCUUGUCAACUCCAUGGUCAACCCCAUCAUCUACGCCCUGCGGAGUGGGGAGAUCCGAGCCUCUGCCCACCGCCGCCUGGCCUGCUGGCGGAAGCACCUGAGAGGCCUUGGCCCUGAAGGAAAGGAAGACGCCCCGAGGUCCUCCGUCAGUGAGACAGAGGCUGAUGGGAGAGCCACCCAGUGGGCAGAUUCCCGAGGUCCAUACUGCUCUGACUGCUGAGGCGGCCUCUUUCAGAGUUUUGAACAAAACAAGUCAGAAAUCAUUUCACUUUCUGGAGGAGAGAGAGCAGUCUUGACCCUCUCAUCUUACUUGAACCAGCCCCAGAGGCCUUGACGCCUACCAUUUUUGGCUGAUGAGAGUUGGCAUCCUGGAGAGUGCCUGGUCCUGCCUAUCUGCACAGUUGGGCCCUGUUGGGAGUGGUAACGGGGGCAGGAGGCAAGACAUCUGGGACAGGCUCAGCGCAUGUCAGGUCAGGAAAACCUCCUCAACAAGAUGGCUUAGUGCCUGCAUUCUCCAGAGACCACGGAGCCAGAGGGAACCUUCAGGCUCAGCAAUGAGGGGCUCAGAGGAAAUUUGAGAAGAACAGAUUCUUCUCCUGGGAUCUCAGGGUAUGGGUGGAUGUUUGGCCAGCCCAAAAGGUUUGGCUGGAGUCAGAGAUUGUGUGAGGUCAUUACUGUGUUGAUUGAAAAAGACUCAUUUCUUCUCAGUGUACUACAGCAAAGACUUCUUGGCAAGUCCAGCAGAAUCCAAAGGACUCACUCCAUGGAGAGAUGCUCGGUGAUGAAGGCAGCCAACGGCUCCCAGGAUGGCUUGGAUUUCAACCCCAUGAAGGAUUACAUGAUUCUGAGCAGUCAGCAAAAGACAGCUGUUGCUGUGUUGUGCACCCCCCUGGGCCUGCUGAGCGCCCUGGAGAACCUGGCUGUGCUCUACCUGAUACUGUCCUCCCGCCGGCUCCGCUUAAUUGCUGGGGCCUUCUUGGUUCUAAGUCACCCUUUCCCAUUGAGGACCUUUUUAGGUUACCCUAUCCCGCUAAAGACCAAGAACUAUGACUCAAUGAGGACUGUGGGUGUGGAUCCCACCUCUUUCAGAGGUAGCUGGCAACCCUCCAGUUAAGGGCAUCUUGUUAUGAAGGCAAUGGUCCUCUUUGACUCCUGAUAAUCCCCACCCACAGCGGCUGUGGCUUCUUAGGUUGCUGGGGAAUACGGAGGCUGGGGCCACUUGAGACACAGGCUCUUCAGAGAAUUUUAUUGACCCUGUGAAGUCCUACUUGGUGGCACCACUGGAAGCAGGCAGUGUCCCAGUCUAGCCCAACUCCAAGGAAAAGGAAGUUAGUCACAAAGAUUUUAUAAAUCCUCAAAUUGUUCUCACUCAUGCUUAGUUCAGGCCUCUUUAUCUCCUCCAUACCCCUAUGACAAAUAAGAAACAGAGCCAGUGGUAGGAAGGGGAAAUUUCUUUACUACGUGUUAGGCACAGGGUGGACAUCCCACAGUCCAUUAUCUGCAGCGAGAAUACAGCCCAAGCUUUUGAAGAGCCCAGGACACCAGAUUUUACAUCUCAGGCCAUCUGAGUUCCUAGCAGAGGGGCUUAAAAUAGAAGGCAAGAGAAAUGCUGGUGGCAGGAGGAUUGCAAGGAAUUCUAAUGCAGGCCUUUAGGCUCAAAGACAGGAUAAAUGGA